AACAAGUCGAUAAUAUUUUGAAUAAAGAAAAAUCUGAAGAAUCUUCAACAAAGAAGUUACGAUUGGAUUAUGAAGACGAAUCUUCUGAUGAAAAUAAGAGUUUAACUACCUCAAAAGUUGAAAGUAAAAAAAUAGACCAUUUUCUUGCUCAAGAUAAAAGUGUCAUCGAGCAUUAUCGUUGGUUGAAUCCUCACUUAGUGUUACCUAGCAGAAAACA
This is a messenger RNA of Racocetra persica, 217 nucleotides long. Lineage: Eukaryota; Fungi; Glomeromycota; Glomeromycetes; Diversisporales; Gigasporaceae. The record is from the annotation of a GenBank genome assembly.